CCCCCUGCCAGUGUCUUCAUCUGGCUCCCUCCGCAACCACAUAUAUACAGAGAAAUGUUUCUUAAUUAAUGAUGCGUCCGCCUUUUUGUCUCAAGCAAUAUUAUUAUUUCUAAAUGAUGAAAACUCCUCGAAACACUCUCUAUAUCUAGAUGAAAAGUCUCCCAGUGUCCAAUUGAGAGGCGUGGUGGGUAGAUGUGAUAAUAUUAUAAAUGUAGGAUCAGCAGCAGCAGUUUCUUUAUCAUCGUCAUUCAAAUUAUUGGAAGUAUCAGGGUGCAGCAGGCGAGGAGAGAGAUGGGAUCAAGAUCAUGGUCGGGGCAGCAGCGGGGGAAUAGUAACAUGAAGCAACGAUGGUGCGCCGUUCAACCCUUGACGCCACUGAUGGAAGGACCCGACCCAGACAUGCAAGAGCAGCAAUAUGAAGCAGCAGCCGACAACAACAACUCAAAGCUGGAGAAGGAGAGCAGCAGCAGCAGCAGCAGCAGCAAUAAUGUCAUUUCUAACUGGGAAAUCAUUAGGGAAUGGUUCCGCACCGACGCCAGCAGCAAGUACCAUAAUAAGCAUCAUGUUAUCUCCCCAGAACUGAAUGUUGGAGUGGGGCGGAAAAAGCAGCUUAAAUCAGCCAAAAGCACACAAGACUUGAGGCUAUUGCUUGGAGUGCUGGGGUGUCCCUUGGCCCCCAUUCCCAUCCCACCGCCUCCUAAUCAUCAUCUUCCCAAUUACGACGAUGAGGAGGAGAAUCAUCCGUCACGAGUACUAGGCGCUGUCCGGAGGGUUCACAUGAUCAAAGACAACAUCCCAAUUGAGAAAUCAAUGGCGAGAUACAUAAUACAGCAAUAUUUGGCGGCGACUGGAUGCAGUAGGGGUAGCAAGAGGAGGAUGAUGAACGACAACAUGUACGUGGCUGGGAGCGUGAAGAUGAUUCGGUGCGAGACGGAGGUCUCGUCCGGGAAGGGCGUCAAGUGCUUGGGAGGGAAGAGCGCCGUGGAAGAGGGUUGCUUUGUCCUCUGGCAAAUGCUCCACCCUUGUUCUUCUUCUUCUCCUCCUAUGUGGUCACUCGAACUUGCUGUCGGGCAGCUGGGAUCAGCUUCUGCAAAAGGCGGCUGCCCGCGGAGGAGCUACAAGCACCAUGUGGUUGCCGGUAGCGACGGCAACACCGUGUGGAGACACACUCCCUGGCUGGGGACCCAUGCUGCCAAGGGUCCUCAGCGCCCUCUCCGUCGCAUCAUCCAGGGCCUGAACCCGAAGAGCACGGGGAGGGUAUUCGCGGGAGCAGAAUGGGUGGGAGAGCAAAGAAUAGGGGAAGACGACUGCUUCGUGCUCAAGGUGGCGGCAGAGCGUGCUGCAGUGGCGGAAAGAAGCGAAGGCCCAGCCGAAGUGCUGCGCCACGUCUUGUACGGAUACUUCUCCCAAAAGAGCGGCCUACUCGUCUACCUGGAGGACUCCCAUCUGACCCGAGUGGCCGUCACAGGCGCCAACUACUGUUGUACCCACAGGAGGAUCAAUGAUGACGAAAUGGAAGUGGAAGUGGAAGCAGAAGAAGAGAGAUAUGUGUACUGGGAGACGACGAUAGGGAGCCGAAUCGGGGAUUACAGGGAAGUUGAGGGUGUGAUGAUCGCCCACGAAGGGAGGUCUGUGGCCACGGUGUUCCGCUUCGAGGAGCAGUCGGUGCAGCACAGCAGGACCCGGAUGGAGGAGCUCUGGCGGAUUGAUGACGUCGUCUUUAACGUCCCUGGCCUUUCUCGAGACCACUUCAUCCCUCCCUCCGACAUUUUCCAAUCGCCAUAACCGGAUCAUCACGCACAUCGAUCGGAGGAUUAUUAUUAAUUAUAUUCACAGAUAGAAGAAUGAUCAGACAGAGAUAUCUAUCAUUAUAUUGCACGCCUUACCUUAUGCAUCUAUGCCAAUGCCAAUGCCUAUGUCUAUGCAUUCA
Linum tenue is the source of this 1930-nucleotide messenger RNA. The record is from the annotation of a GenBank genome assembly. NCBI's taxonomy places the organism in Eukaryota, Viridiplantae, Streptophyta, Magnoliopsida, Malpighiales, Linaceae.